Molecule: messenger RNA, 1248 nt
Organism: Cercocebus atys (sooty mangabey)
Lineage: Eukaryota; Metazoa; Chordata; Mammalia; Primates; Cercopithecidae
Gene: HP
Product: haptoglobin
Exons: 5
Coding region: 40-1083 (347 amino acids)
Biological process (GO): proteolysis; acute inflammatory response
Cellular component (GO): extracellular region
Molecular function (GO): serine-type endopeptidase activity; hemoglobin binding
Source: RefSeq, a predicted model, not a curated record
CCCCACAGCACUGCUCUUCCAGAGGCAAGACCAACCAAGAUGAGUGCUCUGGGAGCUGUUGUUGCCCUCCUGCUCUGGGGACGGCUUUUUGCAGUGGACUCAGGCAACGAUGUCACGGAUAUCGCAGAUGACAGCUUCCUGAAGCCCCCUAUGAUCGCAAAUGGCUACGUGGAGCACUCGGUUCGCUACCAGUGUAAGAACUACUACAGGCUGCGCACAGAAGGAGAUGGAGUGUACACCUUAAACAAUGAGAAGCAGUGGACAAAUAAGGCUGUUGGAGAUAAACUUCCUGAAUGUGAAGCAGUGUGUGGGAAGCCCAAGAAUCCGGCAGACGCAGUGCAGCGGAUCCUGGGUGGACACCUGGAUGCCAAAGGCAGCUUUCCCUGGCAGGCUAAGAUGGUUUCCCGCCAUAAUCUCACCACAGGGGCCACGCUGAUCAAUGAACAAUGGCUGCUGACCACGGCUAAAAAUCUCUUCCUGAACCAUUCAGAAAACGCAACAGCGAAAGACAUUGCCCCUACUUUAACACUCUAUGUGGGGAAAAAGCAGCUUGUAGAGAUUGAGAAGGUGGUUCUACACCCUAACUACUCCCAGGUAGAUAUUGGGCUCAUCAAACUCAAACAGAAGGUGCCUGUUAAUGAGAGAGUGAUGCCCAUCUGCCUACCUUCAAAGGAUUAUGCAGAAGUAGGGCGUGUGGGUUACGUGUCUGGCUGGGGGCGAAAUGCCAAUUUUAAAUUCACUGACCAUCUGAAGUAUGUCAUGCUGCCUGUGGCUGACCAAUACAAUUGCAUAAAGCACUACGAAGGCAGCAAAGGCCCCAAAAAGAAGACACCAAAGAACCCUGUAGGGGUGCAGCCCAUACUGAAUGAACACACCUUCUGUGCUGGCAUGUCUAAGUACCAGGAAGACACCUGCGAUGGCGAUGCAGGCACUGCCUUUGCCGUUCACGACAUGGAGAAGAACACCUGGUACGCGGCUGGGAUCCUAAGCUUUGAUAAGAGCUGUGGUGUGGCUGAGUAUGGUGUGUAUGUGAAGGCGACUUCCAUCCAGGACUGGGUUCAGAAAACCAUAGCCGAGAACUAAUGCAAGCCUGGCCGGAAGCCCUUGCCUGAAAGCAAGAUUCCAGCCUGGAAGAGGACAAAGUGGACGGGAAUGGACAAGAGUGGACGGGAUAAGAUGUGGUUUGAAGCUGAUGGGUGCCAGCCCUGCGUUGCUGAGUCAAUCAAUAAAGAGCUUUCUUUUGACUCA